AUGAAGAUCUGUCGCAUCGCCUUUUCAGGUGAGACUGAUGCUUUAACCAUAAUAGCAUCAGUUUUCCUUGCGGUUGUCGCAGCGACAGCUAGUAGUGGCUCAUUUGACAGCCAAGACGAUGCAAAAAGCUACGCACCGUACUACGUUGACUGUCCACCGGACAUACAGCUUGUUCGUCAACCUCGUCAAAUCUCUCAAGCGGAGUCUGAAUGGGUUCACGGUCGUAAAGCAAUCGUUACCGACUCCCUCGUGGCCUAUUUGGCUCGCUUGAACCUCGCAGAUUUUAACCUUACGGACUAUGCGCAAAGGAUCCGGAGAGACCCUAACUACAAUGUACCUGUUAUUGCAUGGGCCACCAGUGGCGGUGGCUGGCGCUCGGCAUAUACCGGCAUUGGUGGCCUUCAAGCCAUCGACGAGCGAACUCCGGGCUCCAAAGAGGCCAAGGUAGGCGGCCUGUUUCAGAGCUUGACUUAUAUGGCCGGACUUUCUGGUGGGUCUUGGCCAACUGCGUCUACUUCGUUCAGUGAUUAUGCUCCAAUCCACGAACAUGUCAAGGAGUGGCAUGUGGACAUCAAUCGGUUUGACGCGUCUAACUUCACCGAGUAUGCCGCUCCCGUCACCGCUUAUCUUGAUACAAUAGCCCAAAAAGUGGAGGCCGGAUUCAAUGUGUCCACUGCCGAUUUUCUUGGUCGAGGCUUUGCAUAUCAGUUUGUUCCUGGAGUCAAUCUCACAUGGUCGUCGAUUUCUGAGCAACCGCGGUUUAAGAACUUCUCUGGUCCAAUGCCAAUGCUUAUCUGCAGCAGCAUCAACAAGAGCUCAGACGUCUUGAAUGCAUUGUUAAUUUUCCUCUCUCAUAUCGCUGAUUUUAAACAGUUCGAAUGGAACCCUUUUGAGUUUGGAUCUUGGGACUUUGGCUUUGUGCCUAUGGAAUAUAUUGGCACGAUCCCCAACGAGAAUAAUACCGCCAAUAAAUGCGUUAAAAACCUCGAUCAAGCUAGUUUUGUCAUGGGCUCCGCAGCGAGUGCAUGGAACAGCUGGUGGUUAGGUGCCACUACGAACGGGACCCUUGGGCAGUUCUCAAAACGUCACGAUCUUGACAAACGAGAAUUUGAUAGCUCUUUGACCGGGAUCUCGUCGUUGUCCUUUCUGAACGAUUAUUUCAAUGAGACCUAUGGCUAUACGAUAGCACAAAUCAGCAAUCCCUCAAUACCCAAUCCUUUCAACAGCAAAGAGAACAUCACUUUUGCAGACGGCUCCGAAGCAGGGCAGUCAGUGCCAUUUUGGCCUCUUAUUCAACCCGAGCGAAAGGUCGACUUCAUUAUGGCCUGGGACGAUGACGCUGACUCUCUUCCGUACACCUGGAACAACGGCACUAACAUCUGGGACACCUAUAACCGUGCUAAGGAAAGUGGCCUUCCCUUCCCAGUGAUUCCGCCGGUCUCAGAGCUGCUCGCACAUAACUACACGUUGAAACCCAUCUUAUUCGGCUGUGAUACCAACCUGACAACAACCCGUGAUGCUACCUCUCCAAUAGUUGCUUAUUUUGCCAAUUCACCUUACAGUUGGUACAGUAACUACUCCUGGGCAACUGGGAAUAUGUCUCAUACGGAGUUUGACAGUAUCCUUGAGAAUAGUUUCAACCUGCUUACUCAGGCGAAUGGAACCCUCAACAAAUCUUGGGUAGAUUGUCUCGGUUGUGCGGCCAUCGACCGGAGUUUACAGCGCAUGGAUAUUCAGAGGCCCCAGAUUUGUGAGGACUGUUUUCAGGAGCACUGCUGGGAUGGCAGAAUUACUGAAGGUGUACCAGAAGGCUUUGUACUGGACCCUGUCCUGGCUUUGGACCCGAGCCUGAGCUAUGCUGAGUGGAGUGAGAUACAUCCUAACUCUUAG
Penicillium longicatenatum is the source of this 1890-nucleotide messenger RNA. RefSeq lists its product as uncharacterized. Bases 1 to 1890 code for a protein of 629 amino acids. Gene Ontology annotation, molecular function: A2-type glycerophospholipase activity. Gene Ontology annotation, biological process: glycerophospholipid catabolic process. Gene Ontology annotation, cellular component: cytosol. The record is from RefSeq and is a predicted model, not a curated record. Lineage: Eukaryota; Fungi; Ascomycota; Eurotiomycetes; Eurotiales; Aspergillaceae. The transcript is spliced from 4 exons.